This is a messenger RNA of Zingiber officinale, 1126 nucleotides long. Its product is annotated as adenine phosphoribosyltransferase 4-like. The transcript has 7 exons. Bases 181 to 864 code for a protein of 227 amino acids. Gene Ontology annotation, cellular component: cytosol; cytoplasm. The record is from RefSeq and is a predicted model, not a curated record. NCBI's taxonomy places the organism in Eukaryota, Viridiplantae, Streptophyta, Magnoliopsida, Zingiberales, Zingiberaceae. Gene Ontology annotation, molecular function: adenine phosphoribosyltransferase activity. Gene Ontology annotation, biological process: adenine salvage.
CUUUUUUAUUUAUUUGGCCUUCUUUCAUCCGUUCCUCGUUCUCUCUUCUCCUCUUCUCGCUUCCUUUGGCUUCUCUUCGCAGGCGCGCUCGCUCGGCGCUCUUCCUGCGAGAGGGUCUGGGAGAGUGGGAGAGCCGGAGAGGGAGAGGGAAGGGAGGCUUGAGGCUGGUAGCUGUUCUGCAUGGGAGAGAUGGCGGUUCGUGAGGAGAAGGAGCAGGACCCGCGCAUUCCGCGCAUCGUUUCCUGCAUCCGCGUGGUGCCUGACUUCCCCAAGAAAGGGAUUAUGUUCCAAGACAUCACCACGCUGUUGCUCGAUCCAAAAGCGUUCAAGGACACGGUCGAUUUGUUCGUGGAGCGGUACACAGGAAGGGACAUCUGCGUCGUCGCUGGAUCGAGUAUUCAUAGGAAGGACAACCAAAGAUGGAAAUUAGAAGAAGAAAACACUCGCAGCCACAUCUUUUUGGAUGGAAAUGGAAGUUGUGAUGAUUCCAUAUUAGGCUCCACUUGCAGAGUUGAGGCUAGAGGCUUGAUAUUUGGCCCGCCAAUUGCUUUAGCUAUAGGGGCAAAGUUUAUUCCACUAAGAAAGCCAAGAAAAUUGCCAGGUGAAGUGAUCUCGGAGAACUAUAUACUCGAGUAUGGCACUGAUUGCCUUGAAAUGCAUGUUGGGGCAGUCCAACCUGGUGAACGUGCUCUAGUUGUCGAUGAUUUGAUUGCUACUGGUGGAACUCUCUGUGCUGCCAUAAGUUUACUUGAGCGAGCUGGGGCAGAGGUGGUUGAAUGUGCAUGUGUGAUUGAACUUCCAGAACUCAAGGGUCGUGAGAAGUUACAUGGUAAACCUUUAUACAUACUCAUGGAGUCCCGCUGAUUGUUUAGCCGAUACGAUCUGAGAUAGUGUAUAUUUUAGGAUUUCAUUCCCAGUUUGAUUACUCGUAGUAAAAUUCAAUUAGUUUAGCACGAUACUGUUUGCCUUAUGAAUCAUUUCUACUUAAGAGGAUUCCAACUGUUGCAAUUGAGAUGUUUAUUAUUCAUAUAGUGCUCCAAUGCAAACAACAGCACUGCAGCCAGUAUUACAAGUGUGUUUUGAUUGAUCUUCUUUAUCAUUUUAAUUGGCAAAAUAACAAUUAUCG